Molecule: messenger RNA, 411 nt
Organism: Thrips palmi
Lineage: Eukaryota; Metazoa; Arthropoda; Insecta; Thysanoptera; Thripidae
Exons: 2
Coding region: 21-383 (120 amino acids)
Source: RefSeq, a predicted model, not a curated record
GCUGCCAUGUCUUCCUCCUUAUGCCAUCAUCCUUGGUUCGGAGAACAUGCCACAAUGUCCCCGACUCUAGCAGUCGCGCAGAGCUCGCCAUCGGGCGACUUCUGGAGCCAUAUUGGACAGCAAGGGAUCGCGCGCCUUUCGCCACAACAUGCAUUCCAGCCCGUGGGAGUAUUUCGACUGGUUGUAUGUCCACCCGAUCGAAAUUUGACGAAUUGUCUCGUGGCAAGCACGCUUCUCCUGGAUUUCUCGGGUUUCUCUGGGUUUCUCUUGCCUUCCCUCUGCCCGCUAGUGUUGGAUUUGGCGCCAACGCGGUCGCUGCAGCUGCCAAAUACGGGAAGGCGGUGGGCGUCCUAAAAAAACAACAACAAAAAAUACAAACGUAAACAAGCAGACAGCACAGCGCUCAGCUGA